Messenger RNA from Rhinocladiella mackenziei CBS 650.93, 276 nucleotides. RefSeq lists its product as uncharacterized. NCBI's taxonomy places the organism in Eukaryota, Fungi, Ascomycota, Eurotiomycetes, Chaetothyriales, Herpotrichiellaceae. The coding region runs from base 1 to 276 and encodes 91 amino acids. The transcript has a single exon. The record is from RefSeq and is a predicted model, not a curated record.
AUGUCGGCCGUCACGCGAGCCUCAAUGAGGGCAGGAGUCCAGGGAUCCCCCAAACAAAUCGAAGACCUGGCCUUCAACAUGGCCGGGUUCGCCGUGGAAGAUGAGAGUGGAAAUCGAGAAAAAUAUCAGGUCAUUGUUGCUCGAUGGAAGAACUCCAAAAAUUGGAGUACUAUCAUCAACAAAGUUCAACAAGGAGGUGUCAAACUUCGUGGAUUGAAAGAGUGCUCUGGCUCUCCUCAUGAGUGUAGGAUAGAGCCCAUCUAUAUAUCUAUCUAA